This is a messenger RNA of Daphnia carinata, 9687 nucleotides long. RefSeq lists its product as uncharacterized. The transcript has 14 exons. The record is from RefSeq and is a predicted model, not a curated record. Bases 61 to 9183 code for a protein of 3040 amino acids. NCBI's taxonomy places the organism in Eukaryota, Metazoa, Arthropoda, Branchiopoda, Diplostraca, Daphniidae. Gene Ontology annotation, biological process: regulation of DNA-templated transcription. Gene Ontology annotation, cellular component: RSF complex.
AUUCUCCGCUGCAUAACUGUGGGCAGCACCGUUCCACAACAACAAACUGAAGCAACUAAGAUGGCCGCAGCCAACGACGCUAGCGUCGUAACUUGCACAAAUAAUUCGGAUUAUGCCGUCAUUUGCUCCUUUUUCGAACAGUUUGGAGACAAAUCUGGAUUACUGUUUCCUUCGUUUCACGAUCUGCAACAAAUGCUAGAAAAUGUUGAAGAAGUUCCUUAUCCACUCAUUGAAUUGCAUGUCAAACUCAUGAGGAAGCUAAAAAAGUCUGUCAACUUUGAUCGCUGGGAAAAAGCAGCUGCCAAGUAUGCCCAUACCUACUCAGAUCAAGAUGGAUGGGAAAUUGAAAGGUUUGGAUACAAGAAGAUUAAUCUUGCUGUAAAAUUACGGUUACUAAAGAAUUUACUUGAAGCACAGUUUGAUGGCAACAUAAAGUUCAAAAAUGAAAUUAAUAAAGUGACUAGUGAUGAGUUAAGGUUACAGCCUCUUGGAAAGGAUAUUCAAGGCAGGCGCUACUGGCAUCUUCUUGAUGAUGACUGCAAUUUGAGAGUUUAUCGUGAAGAUCUAGAUGAAGAAAGCUGGGACCUAGUAUCUAGUGACAAGGAAAGUAUGCUGAAACUCAUUGAGCACCUAAAUUCUUGUAAAGAUUUGCAAGAAGAUGGAGGAACCUCUCCUGCAACAUCGGAAGAAAACAGUGCUAAUGGCCAAGAAGAAUAUCCUAAAAUUGACACUGAAGACCAAGUACAACAACCAGUUGAGUGUCCUACUGGGGCAAAGAGAUUAAAAUCUGAAUCUGUUGAAGUUCCAGCUACUUCAGAUUCACACAUGGAGUGCAUUGUAGGGGAAACCAUUGAAAGCCCAGUCCUUGUAAUUAAGGGUGAAGGAAAUGGGGCAGACUGUGACACCGGUAAUCCUGGUGAAGGCAAAAAUGAAGAAUCGUGUGAGUCUCACUGUUCAAAUAGCGAGCAGGGUAAACUGGGCAAUACUAGUGUUGUUGCUUGUGAAUCAGAUGAGUUAAACCCCUGUACCGAACCAGGUGACCCCUUGGCGAUCUUGCAACCAAAGGCGGAAUCAUUCAGUUCAGUGUCAAGUAGUGUUUGCAAUUCUAACACUUCAACUUCCGGUUCGGAUAAUGUGACAAAGGCUCAUCAUUCGCAAUUAGAGAACGAAACCAGUGUUGAAGCAAAAAGUGUCACAAAACUUACAGUUCCCGAAAAUUCUUCUGAAAAUCCAAGUGCUUUAAAUUCUCACGAUAAGGAAAUAUCCGGCUCGUCAUGUAAACAAACUGGUUCAGCCAUCGUCCAUCCUCCAUCCAGUAGCGCCGAUUCUUGCAAAGAGAUGAUACAUGUCGAAAGCAGUUUAACAACCGUUCUUCAUGAGGAUGAGCCUGUCAGUAUUGAGAAACCGUCUGUCGAAGCAAAUGUAUUUCCUAAUCAGGAAGGAUAUCUCAAACCAUCAGAAGAUAAUGGUAUUGCAAAAGAAUCCAACGAUGAUGAAAAUAGGCCUCUCAUAGUAGACACCACGGACCGUUGUGCCGUUCCUGAACAGACUUCCACCUUUGAAAAUUCAACUCAGCUACCCUUUUCACAAAAUCAAGAGCUUCCAAAAUUUGGCUGUUCUUCACCAAUUGUUGGGCUAAAUCCUAUACAACUCAAAUUCGCAACCGCAGAAGAAUCGGCCCCUAUUUCCGAUGGUCCAAUUUCUAGCGACCACUGUUCUCCAUCAACCUCCGAAAUCGUUACCCCUAACCUAAUGCCGUCAACGGAAUGUAUACCUAGUGCUAUAGAGGAAGAAAAACAAAUUGCCGAACCCCUUUCAGUGCCGGCCUGUUCUACUUUGGUACAAAAGGAUUCGUCUGAAAUUGAAGAAUCUCAUUCAGAACAAAUAGUAGAACUUAAAAACGAACCUUUAGAAAAUUCAAAUUCGAAUGUAAUAAUAAAUGCAAAUACUACUGAGGCAGAAAGCCAGCUUCCGAUUCAAACCACUCAUGAAUCUCCUGCCCAAUCUGGAAUCAACCAUGAAAUAGUGAUUCCCGUGGUUGACUGUUCCACCCCAUGUGAUGAAAACAGUAUAUGGAAAGUGGACGAGACGUCCAAGUCCAGCGAUGUGCCUAAUGUUUUAAAGGAAAGCAACAUUGAAGAAUCUGGACCGCUCGACUUCGGUGUGGCAAGUGCAAUACAGUCGGCAAAAUCUUUUCUCCCUGGCGCUGUGCCAGUGAGUGAAAGAGCAGCAAAUGUUGCUGUUGUCGAUUGUACAAAAGACAGUGAUCCUCCGUCUGCACCGUGUAGUUUACAAGAAACGCCUCAGUGCUCUGAAAGUGACCCCAUCAGUGGGAGUACAAUCCCUCUCACGUUGAAAGAAGAAAAUAACUACUCAUCACCUGGAAAUGAAAGUGAAGGAACAAAUGAAGUCCACUCCAGCCGUAGUGAUGUGCCGCUGACCCAAACGAACGAUUUGACUAGUGUUUUACCAGCCGUAGGCACUACGUCUGCCCCAGUGCCCGAUGUUGAAAAAAGUUCCGAAACGCGGACUUGUCCUGAUACCGUAAAUCAAUCCGAUUCGGAUGAAUGUGUAGUGAAUGUUGUAAGAACAAGCCCCGAACCUACAUCAAAUGAGGUUGAUACCGUGUCGGUUUCCAAAUUGUCUGAAUUUCGAUGUGUAAGUCCUGAAGAUCUACAAGAUGCGGAGAAACUAAACAGCAGCACCGUGCAAGAGCUCACAAAUGAAAAGGAAAUUCAAUGUACAAUGGAGGACAAGUUGCAUCCGGUUGACAAUGAACCUUCCACCAAUCGGAUAGAAAAUAUUGCAGAUAAAGAAGAACCCGCAGAAACGGAGUGUUUAAGUAGCUCUGAGGAGCAAGGGGGAACAGACACGACAAUCCUAAAGGACGAACAAUCCUUACGAGAUUUACAAAAAGGAAAUGAAAUUACGAAUACUAUGGAUAUACUUGACAAAAAAGUUUCUGCGGACGAAUCAGAGGCUAUUGAAAAAAUACCAAAUACCUCUACAGAAAAAAGCCUGUUUUCAACUGAAAAAGGAGAUGAGUUCUUCGUUUCGCAAAAGAACGUGUUGAAUGAAGUGCGGCUCGAGAAGGCUUUGGAAAAAGAGGAGAUUGAAAGCGUACGAUUAACGUCGAGAAAAGACGAAAUAACACCAGUCCAACACCAUUGUGAAUCAGACGCAACUUCACAAGAGAUCAUAUUAAAUCAAGAUGAUGCGCUGAAAGCAGAAGAAAACAAUCAAGCUACUACACUAGCUGAAGUCCCAACUGGACCGGACAUUGCGAUCGUUCCAGAUUCUAGCCGGGAAAUGGAAUCAAGUACAAUUUCAGAGGACAUAAAGCCUGAACAGGUUGAUGAGUCCAAGGCAGAAGAAAAUCCGAUGGCAACUACCCUAGCUGUAAUUCCAUCCGGAUCAGAGGUUGCGGAAGAACCAGAAUCCAACCUAAAGCUUGAAUCAAACGAAAUUUCGCAGGACCUAGUGAGUAAGCAGCCUGAUAAGCCUAAAGCAGCAGAAGACUCAGUUGCAACUCCUCCAGCUAAGAUCCCAUCCGAACAAGAGGUUGCGGACGAAACAGACGCCGACCCAGAGCAUGAAUCAAACGCGAUUUCGCAGAACAUAGAGUAUAAACAGGCUGAUAAGCCUAAAGCAGAAGAAGACUCAGUUGCAACUGCCCCAGCUGAGAUCCCAUCCGCGCAAGAGGUUGCGGACGAAACAAACCCCGACCCAGAACAUGAAUCAAACGCGAUUUCGCAGAACAUAGAGCCUAAACAGGGUGAUGAGUCCAAAGCUGAAGAGAAUUCAGUAGUACCUGCACUAGCUGAGGUCCCAUCCGAACCAGAGGUUGCUGAAAACCCAGAACCCAACCCGGAACAGGAAUCAGACACGAUUUCGCAGGACAUACAGCCUAAACAGGCUGAUGAAUCUAAGGCGGAAGAAGAUUCAAUAGAAACUGCCCAAGCUAAGAUCCCAUCCGGAUCAGAGGUUGCGGAAAAAUCAGACCCCAACCAGGAACUUGAAUCAAACGCGAUUUCGCAGAACAGAGAACCGACACAGGCAGAUGAAUGUAAGGCAGAAGAAGACUCAACAGCAACUGCCUUAGCUGUGCUCCCAUCCCGACUAGAGGUUGCGGAAGAACCUGACCCAAACCUUGAACUUGAAUCAAAUGCCAUUUCACAGGACAUAGAGCCGAAACUGACUAUUUCGCAGAACAGCGAGCCUCAACAGAAUUAUGAAUCUAAGACAGAAGACGACUCAGCAGCAACUGCCCUAGCUACGGUCCCAACCGUACCAGAGGUUGCGGAAGAACCAGACACCAAUCAGGAAUCAAACGGGAUUUCGAAGGAUAUAGAGACUAAACGUGCUAAUAAGCCUAAAGCAGAGGAAGAGCAAGUGGCAACUGCCUUAGCUAAGCUCCCACCCAAACCAAACGUCAGGUUGGAUGAUCCACCAAAAAUUGAGUCAAUCAUAGUGGAAACCGCAAAAGUUUUAAAGGAAGAAACAGAAAAAGAUGCAGACAUCUCUACACCUCCAGAGAAACAAGAGGCAAUUCUACUUAAGUUUCCAAAAGAAGUUCCGCAUCUAAUGGUUUCUGAGAUCAAAGAAAAGAGUGAAUUGAUGCAGGGCUUUGAUGGUAACUGCAAGGUUUCGAUAGAUCCUGUUCAGAAGGAAUUAAAAGAGGAAAUCCUCGUUGCUGUUAUAAAGCAGGAGUCACCGUCAGUUCAUGAAGAACCAGAAUCAAACUCGAUUCCUAUGAUUCCACCAAAAAGCGAACAGUGGCAAACAGAAUCUGGAAAGGUCUUGACCUAUAAAGUUCCUGAAAACGAAGAAGUUUCUGUUCCGACUGUAAAGGACGUCCAGUCCGAUGUUCGCAAUGAGGUUCUGUCAGGCGCAACGUCGGAGGCUGCAACAGAAAAGGAACCGUCAGGAGAAGAUACAAAAAUUUGCGUUUCAGAAAGUGAGCAAUCGGAAGAAAAGGUCAAGAUUUCGUCAUUCAAACAAGAACUUGUAAUUCCAAAAGGUCAGCUGAACACAGAACUUCAGAGCGAUGGAGACACUAUGAUGAGUUCUCAACUUGAAAUCCCUGUGCUUCUUGUGAAAGAGGAAUCACCCCCUAUGGUCCCAGAUAAAAGUAUAUCAGACGACAUCCGUGACGGUUGUGGUAGUAAAAUUCCAAUUGCAGUGCCAGAGAAAAAUCAGGGAGAAGAGCGGUCCGUAGCUGAUGAGUUAGAGACAAUUCCGAGAUCUGCGUCUUCUGAUGGCAAAGAACCCGUGCAAAAAACACCUGCCUUGUCCAUCCCUGAAAAGGAGGAGAAAGAAGCCGUCGCCAUAUCUGAAGUUGUGAAAUCGGAAGAAAGCGAUACACUGCCCAAAGUACCCAAUUCUUCUGAAACGCCACAAAAUGUGGAAGAGAAGACAACAGAUCAACCCAGUACAGAAAAAUCUUCGAAUUUAAAUCAGUUAACUUUCGAUUUCGAUUCUUCUGCUCCAGUGGCAAUAAUUUUACCGCCUUCAAAGAAGCCAGAUACGUCAACCAAGCGCCGUGGACGGAAGCGAGGAAGAUGUGGUCUUGAUGGCAACACUGACAGCGGUAAAGAAAAUGACGCCCAGCCGAUGGUUCUCCGACAGAGCUCACGUAUUGCAAAAUUACGAGAGAAAGAGGAUGAAGAUCGACGCAAGGAGGAAGCGGCACGUUUACAGCGGCUGAAGGAAGAACAUGAGCGUCGGGAGAAAAGGCGAUCUGCCCGUGAUGAGAAGAUGAAGAAGAUGGAAGAGAAACAACAACGACGACAGUUGAAAACCACUACUAGAGAGGAUGUGACCUACAGGCAAAGUGAAGAGGAAUCUUCUAGUUCUGACGAGGAAAAAAAUUCCGAAGAGGAAGGUCGCAAGAAAAAAAGCAAAAAGGACAAGCGAAAACAUAAGAAGAAGAAAAUUGACCGUCCAUGGGAUUCAACAGAUUCCAGUGAGAAAAGCAGUGAAAGUGAUGUAGAUGGGUUGGAUGACCUACAGGUAGAAGAAGAGAACGAAGAGCUUGUCUUCAAAUCUGAUCACGAAUUCUCACCUGAGUCAGACUUGGAUGACGAAGAGGAGACCGUCCAGCCUACCAAACAUGCUAGGACUGCAAGAGCUGGUAUUGUUCCUAAAAAGAGGGGUCGAUCCAAGAAGGUUAAAGUAGAAGAAGAAAUUGAAGAAGAAGAGGCUGUAGCAACCGAAGAAGAAGAGGAAGAAGAAGAAGCCAAGUGUCACAAAUGUGGCCAAUCUGAUCAUCCAGAAUGGAUCCUACUCUGCGACCGCUGUGAUGGUGGAUGGCACGCCAAUUGCGUCAAACCACCUUUGCUGGUCAUUCCUGAAGGCCAUUGGUUUUGCCCACCCUGCGAUCAUGCCACGCUGUUGGAACGUUUGCAAGAAAGACUCGAAGCCUAUGAAUUUUUGUUGCAAGAGAAAGAAGCGGAACUCGAAAGGAAGAAAGAGCAAGAAUUGGAGGCUAAACUUGCCAAGGAAGAGGCUGAUAAACAGGCAUUGUUGGAAGCGGAAGAAGAAGCUCAAGAAGACGACGAGGAGGAUGAAAAAAUUAGUGAGGCUGGAGACUUGGGUGCCGAUGGUGAAGACGAAGAAACUUCAGAAGAUAGCGGAGAGGAUGAAGACGAGGAAGAUGAGGAUGAUGCAGAGAACGACGAAAGUGACGAAAAUCUGAACGGAAGAAGGCAACGCAAAGCCGCCAAACAAGCCAAUUAUUCCUUCAAGGACUUUGAUGAUAUGAUCAAAUCUGCUUUAAGGGAUGAAGGUGACGAAGAGGAAGAAGAAUCAGGCGGCAAAGGUAAAGGCAAAGGUCCGAGGUCCGGCGUUGAAGGCAAUAGCGAAGACGAUGAAGAUAAGCCUCGAUCACCACCAGGGUCCCGUCCAUCAGGCAUCGGCAACAAACGAAUCUCCACCAGCGACGACGAUAGCGACGUCAUGCCUCAAGUCCUCCGCAAAAAGAAGGCUCGUAAACUCAACGACCUGAGCGCCACGAGCAAUGAGGACGAUUCAGACGAAGAUUUCCAGGGCUCAUCCGCUGAAGGCAGCGACAGCGAUGAUGACGACGAAGAGGCCAGUGACAGUGGAGACAGCUUUGUUGUGGACGAUGAUAGUGACGAUGAUGAUGUCAUCCACGUCAGAGCUAAAAAGAAGGCAAGAGUAGCCUCCCCCACCAUCCGGCGAUCGGCUAGGAGCUCCCGCAAAAGAAAUCUUCGAAUGGAUAGCAGCGAUACGAGUGAAGAAGAAAGCGAAUACGAGGAAAAGCCGACCAAACGAAAAAAAGGCAAUGAAUCCUGGGACUCAUCAGGAGCAUCGAGCAGUGAUGCAUCGUGGGGCAGAUCAAAGAAACGAAGUGCGACCAAAAGUAGAGCCAAACCAGUUGCUGCUCCAAAACCCAAGCCCAAGCCACCUCCCCGUAAGGCGCCUGCCAAUCGAGGUAGAGGUCGUGGAGGUCGGACCAACAAAGUGGAAUCGGACGACGAGCCUUUCCGCUCGAAUGUCAGCGUAAAAAAGCUAAAGGAAGCUCAGCCAGUGAAGGCACAAGAGGAAGAAGAUAGUGAUCACGCUCAGAAGCGCACUACUCGUGGGCGACAGAUCAGUUAUAAGGAGCUGAUUAGCUCAGGAGACAGCCAAGACGAAGACGGCAACACCGCCAAGAAAAUGGGAACGUUGUUCGCAGCUGACCGUAUAAGGAACAUGCCCGGCGCAGCCAUUAGAGGAGGUGCCAGCCGAAGGGGAGGCCGUGGGGGAGUAAUAACACAAGCACCAAGCCGUGUGAAUGUGUCUGGUGAUGACAGCACACCUGUGCCUGUCAGUGUCAUUUCUUCUCGGAUUGGUGCAGCUCUCAACCAAGACGAUGAAUCUCGUUUUUCCGGUUCUACUGAUACGAUCGAAUUCAGUAGCGCGGUGGCAUCUGCCACAGCCGCCGCAUCCGCCUACACGACCGGGGACGAGAGCCACACUUCCACUGACAUCGUUACGCCCAGCAUAGAUCCUGAUUUAUCUACCUUGCCCUUAGUUCUGCCUCAGGAAGACGAAGCAAGUCCCCUAAUCAAAGAAGAGCUUCCAGCUAUUGUUCCUGUCCCUGUUCUGUCACAGGACCUUCAAAUUUCUAGAUUAAUUCAGCAGCGGCCAGUCGAUGUUCCACCUACAUUACCACCCGACUUGCAGAUCAAUCGUCUCAUUAAUUCUCAUACUAUUUCGAGCAGUAACAGUAGCCCGGCGAGACAGAGUCCAGGAAUUCUACCACAACAGCGGCUGCUCCGAGACGUUCUGGACAGCCAAACACCGCCACCUGCCGUCCAGCUAUCUCCAAUAUUACCGACGCAGCCGCCAAUCAUUGCGCCUAGUGUCGAACCUCCCCUCUACAGCCACGGCGGGGUCAUCAAACAGACGAGGCAUUCUCUACCGCCAACGCCUCCGCUUUAUUCCAGUCCCCAUGUCGUGAAAACUAGCGAUUUGAUUGCUUCGUCGACACCACCAUCUGUCAUUAGGCCUUAUCCCACGACAGCAACAGCGUCUCCGUUGAGCCCAAGCAUUAGCGGAAGCUCAACACCUGGUAACCCUCUCAGUAUUCAAGGACUGCUAGGAACUGGUCACGGUUCUCCUGGUUCGAAUCCUUCGGCUCCACCAUCUUCGCAUCCUAGUGGUCAUUUACGGCCGUACGGCAAUACAUCGCACAUGAUAGGCCACGGACCAUUCCUCAAUCAUACGCCUUACGGAAGUCCGUACAGUGCCGUGCCGCCUUCACGGACGAGCUAUAUGGGGACGCCUGUCACCCCGACUCCCCGUCCGGCCUACUCGCCCAUGUAUCCGACAUCCCACAUGCCGCCGCACGGCCUGCCACUGCAUUCACCGUAUCAACAUCAUGGCCCACCUCUGAGACCGACUUCUAGCUACCAGCAUGCCGGUUUCCCGCAGGCCUUUGCGGCUGCAGCUGCAGCUGCCGCCAGUGCCGAAGAAGAGCGUAGAAUUUAUAGAGUUGCAGCUCAGACGUCUAGGGAAUCUGGAGCAGAUAACUACGAGCCAGCAGCAAGCGCUGGGCUGUUGUUGAAAGGUGGUGCCGAAGAUCCUGCGCCAGCAACCGCAGUGCCUCCCGAAAGUGAAUUUGGUGGACUGGUGUCUUACUUCUCAAGCCAGCAGGAAGAUUUCGAAGAAUCAUGAAUCAAAUGUAUAAAUAGCUCAUCGACAGCUGGGCCGGACUUGCCAGUUUCUCAACUUCGAUCGUUUCUAACCCAAUCCCCCUGCCCUCACCCUGUACUCUCCCGUCUUCCUAUUUUUUUUUUCUCAUUUCUUUUAUUUUACAAUCGUGUCAGCGCUACAUCUUUUUGAAUCGGCAUCUACUUCUUUAUAACGUAUGAGACAAAAUCGAUAUUUGCUCUUAUUUGCUUUGAUGAUUUUUAGCAAGUGCUAUUAUUUAUAGCCUGAAUUUUUUAUGUCUUAUUUAUUGAUUUCGCACAAGCGAAACUUUCCUUCUUCUGUUUUCCUUUUAUGACUACCACUAGCUUAUUUUUAAAAAAGAGAAGAAAAAUGUACUCCUUUAUUCUAUUUUCCUUUGUCGAAUUUGCGUGGCUUGUUAGACCUAUAAUAACACGUGCUUGUACAAUUCAUCUUACUGGAAAACAAACGAAAAAUUCGAACAGAAGGAAUAACAAUCAUAUGCAAAUA